AUGGAUUCCGGCGGUCGCAACCACGGGGAGGACGAAUUCGCUGGACACGUCGACGUCUUCUUCAAGAUUGACGACGAGCUGCGUGGUGCCUCGGAAGAAAUCAAAGACUUGAAGUCGAGCAGAUCGUCGCUCGAAGGGAGAAUUGCUCGUCACAUGCACGAAAACGGUAUCCCCGAAACUAUUUCGCCUUCCGGCACAAUCAAGAUUUACAGUACCAAGAGCAGUGCUCCCAUGAACAAAACCUUGAUCGAAGAGUCUGCCACCGAGCUGUUCGGCGCCGAUCAGGCCGCGCGUUUCAUGAAGCACGUUGAGGACAAGAGACCGGUGACUGAGAAAAUCAAAAUUAAACGAGUCUCUGUGCCGUCAAACAAGGCGACGGCAAAGACGAAGUACCCGAAGAGCGCCGGGCCUCAACCGACUGGAUGA
Ectocarpus siliculosus is the source of this 426-nucleotide messenger RNA. NCBI's taxonomy places the organism in Eukaryota, Phaeophyceae, Ectocarpales, Ectocarpaceae. The record is from the annotation of a GenBank genome assembly.